Molecule: messenger RNA, 750 nt
Organism: Plasmodium falciparum 3D7
Lineage: Eukaryota; Apicomplexa; Aconoidasida; Haemosporida; Plasmodiidae
Gene: RPB9
Product: putative DNA-directed RNA polymerase II subunit RPB9
Biological process (GO): DNA-templated transcription
Cellular component (GO): RNA polymerase II, core complex; nucleolus
Molecular function (GO): zinc ion binding; DNA-directed RNA polymerase activity; nucleic acid binding
Source: RefSeq, a predicted model, not a curated record
AUGGCGGAGGUACGCUUUUGUGAAGAAUGUAAUAAUAUUUUAUAUGCGAAAAGUGAUAGGAAAAGUAAAAAGUUGAUAUAUGUUUGUAGGAGCUGUGAGUAUAUAUCUCUGAAGCCAAAUGAAAAUAAUAAUAUUGUGGCAAGGAUAAAUUAUAAUUAUGAUAGAAAAGAAGAUAUAUAUAUCCACCCCGAAACCAAAAACGAUCCAGCCUUAGGACGAGUAAGAGAUUGGGUCUGUAAACAAUGUGGAAAUAAUGAAGCGGUAUUUUUACAGCUAGCUGAAAAGAUAAGUUAUAAUCCUAUGGCAUUAAUAUAUGUUUGUACAAAUAAACAUUGCCAUUAUUGGGAAAAAGAAGCUCAACAAAUUAAUGAUGAUAAUUAUUUUAAUAGUGAAAAAUCCUCUGAUAUUUCAGAAGAUCAAGAUUUAUUAAAUAACAAUUUUUUUCUUAAAAGUGAGAAAGAUAAUUUCGUUCUAUCAAAUCAUGAUGAUGGUUAUAUAAAGAAAAAUAAAAAGGCAUGGAGAACCAUAAAAGAAGAAGAUGAUAAGGAUGAUGAUAAUGAUGAUGAUGAAGAAGAGGAAAAAAAGAAAAAUAAACAAGAAGAAGAAGAAGGUAAUAAAUUACAAGAAGAAUUAUAUAAAAUAUUAAAUCUUAAUGAAAAAAAAUCAAAUGAUAAAUUACAAAAUGAGGUUCAAUCAGAAGGCGAAAAUGAUUAUGACAUAAACGUGGAGGAAUAUUUCUGUGAAGAAUGA